Molecule: messenger RNA, 504 nt
Organism: Odontomachus brunneus
Lineage: Eukaryota; Metazoa; Arthropoda; Insecta; Hymenoptera; Formicidae
Product: histone-lysine N-methyltransferase SETMAR-like
Exons: 1
Coding region: 1-504 (167 amino acids)
Molecular function (GO): nucleic acid binding
Source: RefSeq, a predicted model, not a curated record
AUGAGGCGGGAGAUUGCAGACGUUUUCCAAAUAUUGAAAUCGAGCGUGGAAAACUAUCUGCAUCAACUUAGUUAUGUUAGCCGUCUUGAUGUUUGGGUUCCGCGCGAACUGAGCGAAGCUCAUUUAAUCCAAUGCAUUUCCAUCAGCGAUUCAUUCGGAAAACAUGAAAAAAGCGAUCCAUUUCUGAAGCGUAUGGUAACUGGCGAUGAAAAAUGGAUCGUCUACAAUAACAUCAAGAACAAAAGAUCGUGGGAGCAGCGUAGCGAACCGCCACAAACCACUUUGAAGGCAGGGCUUUACCCGAGCAAGAUCAUGCUCUCAAUUUGGUGGGAUUGGAAGGAUAUUCUACGAGCUCCUUUCGCGAAGAACAAAACGAUCAGUUCAGGUGUGUAUUGUCAACUGGAUAAAUUGAAUGCAGCGAUCUACGAGAAGCGUCCAGAAUUGGUGAAUCGUAGAGGCAUUGUCUUUCACCAUGACAACGCUAGGCCGCACACAUCUCUAUAA